AUGCCUUCGAAGUCGCCAGGCAAGAUUUCAUCGGCCUCGGAUCUCCCGGAGGAAAGCCUUGAAGCUAUAACGGAAAGACUGGCAAAGCUCGAAAAGACGAGUGAAGACAGCUCCAUGUUUUCUUCUCCGCCAGAAAAUGACGAUACAAGUCUGACUACUACACUAAGUGUGUCCCCUCAAGCGAGAUCUGCUGACUCAACUCGAGUGGCUGCAAAACGAAAGUAUCAAGCCUCAACGACCUAUGAAUCAAGCACUUCUGGCCACCAAGACUCGAAGCGGAAGAUGUCUCUCAAUAUCGAUUCAAAGGCUCACAACGAACGAAAUUCUCCUGAUGCAACGCGACAUGCCAGCGAAGCUCGUGAGUUCAUUGAACAUGAGCUUCAGUGCAAUCCAACUCUUUCACAGGACAGGCGGACUACUCUAGAGUUGGCCCAGAGGUUUGUCGGUCAGCUUUCAAAUCCUCGAAUUCACGGACAAAAGUCAAAUACCGCAGAGCAUUUGGGGGUUGCCGACAAUCUAGGACCUCCUGUUCUGACGCCUGAGUUAUUGUAUAUGAUGCUGCCGGGAACCGACAAGAGAACAAACUCGCAAGGUACAUAUGUGUGGCCGGACCAUAUAACAGACAAAACUCUAGAGCGAAUGGGUCUUGCGAUUAUCGAGCGCAGUGAAGGUGAACCAGUACUGCAUCUUUAUCGGAUCAGCGUCUGGGUGAAAGCGCUUUCUUGCAUUUCAAAAAUGGCACCUUUGAUCUCAAGUGCCCCGUUGAGAGUUCAUUUCAGAGCUCUGAAGAAACAAUAUGAGGCAGCUGCCAAUGAAGAAUUGGAUUCGAUUUCUCUCACUGCUGUGCCAAGUCUUCCCUUGCUUCAAGCAUUGCUUUCCGGCAAACGCCUUAUGCAAUACUUGGGCAACAUGUCACGAUCUUGGAUGUUCAAUGCCCUCGCAUCGAGGAUCAUCGUCGCACUCAAUUACCACAAUAUCACCGACCCUGUGCCACACAAUGAGACCGAAGAGGAAAUUCACGCAUGUCUAUAUACAUGCUACUACUUUGACAAAACUCUUAGUGUGCUCCUUCUACGACCACCAUCUUUACCAGAUCUCAAGGUCGAUCCAACACAAUUAAUCCACAUGGACCCUGAUCUACCGACAACGCCUAUCAUUAGAGGAAUCGUCGAGUUCGCACAUAUCAAGAGUACUCUGGUAAACAUUCUUCUGGACUCCAACAAAAUGGGAGAUAUGGACAAGGCAAAUGUGUUGUCUAAUCUCGUGGCACGGGCACAUGCGGUCCACUCAGACCUGGAAAUUCAUCGGAGCCGCCAGGAGCAAAGAUUCUCUACAUCUUGGGGGACCAUUCAGCGUGAAUGGCUCUCGAUGGAUUUCAACUACUAUUCGGUUCUGACGACGAUCAUUCGUGCACGAUCGUCCGUGCUCAAGUCUCGCCUGGUUUGCGAGGAGUGUCUAUUCACGGCUCGGAAAGCACUUACUACUCUUCGGGCGAUGCAAGAGGCAUUCUCAGGCCAUGCCACUUCUGUCGAUUCCUAUCCUUCAUUUCUCACCUGGUAUACAUUCCACCUUGCACUUCGGAGAAGAAUGAAGCUAACGGGUCUAGGACGAUGUUACUAUACCCGCUAUCUCCUUUCUUCGUUUUUUUUUGCAACGUUGUUGCAACAUCGGAUCAAAAGGGACUUCGAGAUGAUCAAAAAGAUCACCGAUGAUCUACGUCAAUUUGCUAAAGCCAACGCCCCAAUUGGGAAACUAUACGGCUUAUUUUCGAAAUUUCUAGACUUAUGUACGCCGCUGAUAAAGGGAAAUACCGGAUUGACUUCUUCGAGUGUAACGAUAUCUUCUCUUUCGAAUGACCCCUCGAACUUGAAUAUAGUGAUGUUUGGUCGUGCUGAUAGGGCCAUUGAUACCCUCCCAAGUCCUGUCACUACUACUAGCAAGGCUCCCACUGCCGGGAUAUCACAGUCUAUGGAAGGAUGGGAUGAUAGUCUUAUGUGGGAGCUAUUUGACAAUCAGCCGUCUCUUGGAUGGGCGGAGUCCGAACUCUGGGAUGCAAUGACCCAGUUGAGUUCUUAA
Molecule: messenger RNA, 2076 nt
Organism: Penicillium manginii
Lineage: Eukaryota; Fungi; Ascomycota; Eurotiomycetes; Eurotiales; Aspergillaceae
Product: fungal specific transcription factor domain-containing protein
Exons: 5
Coding region: 1-2076 (691 amino acids)
Biological process (GO): DNA-templated transcription
Molecular function (GO): DNA binding; zinc ion binding
Source: RefSeq, a predicted model, not a curated record